Messenger RNA from Dovyalis caffra, 2346 nucleotides. Lineage: Eukaryota; Viridiplantae; Streptophyta; Magnoliopsida; Malpighiales; Salicaceae. The record is from the annotation of a GenBank genome assembly.
AUGGAUUGUAAUAAAGAGCAGGCACUUAGAGUCAAAGAGAUCGCAGAGAAGAAGUUUACAGAGAGGGACAUUGCUGGGGCAAGAAGAUUUGCACUGAAGGCUCAAAAGUUGUAUCCUGCACUUGAUGGUCUUCCUCAACUUUUAGCAACUCUUGAUGUGCACCUGGCUGCUGAUAACAGAACAAAUGGAUUAGUAGACUGGUACAGAGUCCUUGAUGUUGAACCAUCAGCAGAUGAUGACACAAUCCGGAGACAUUUCAGGAAACUGGCUCUUAUUCUGCAUCCUGAUAAAAAUAAAGCAGUAGGUGCUGAUGGGGCAUUUAAGAUUAUAUCUGAAGCCUGGAAUCUGUUGUCUAAUAAAGACAGGAGAAUUGCCUAUGACCAGAAGCGUAAUGUAACAGAUAUGGAUCAAAACGUUCCAAAUUGGAAAUCAUCAGUGCAGACUGGUCAGAAUGGUUCCCAUGAUCUCUCCAACAAUAACAAUCCCAGUGCAUGGAACCAGAAGAGUGCUAUGCACCCAAUGCCUCCUCCCCCUCCCCUGUUUUCCAAACCCAAUACCUUUUGGACAGUCUGUACUGCAUGUAAAACACAAUUUGAGUACCUUAGGACUUACCUCAACCACAAUCUUCUUUGUCAGAACUGUCAUCGGCCAUUCAUCGGUGUUGAGACAUCUCCCCCAUCCAUAGAUGGAAAUGGCCCCGCCCCUAUGUGGGCUUCUUACAACCAAGGACAGAAUUCUACUCGGCAUACAAGGACUGAAAAUUCCACAAAUAUGGAACCUAAGUUUCAGUCAGUGGUAUUUUCUAAAAAUGGCAUUGUUGGAAGUGCACCAUCAACAUUAUCAGGUGCUAAAUCCAUGAAAUUGAAAAGAAAACAUGGAGAGGAAUCCCUUCGCCGGCAAACAAAAACAGUUGCUGGUGGAGCUUCUGGAUUCAGCAGUUCUGGUUCCGGUUCUGUACUGAAAGGAGACAGGCUGAAGAAGAGAAGGAGCAUUGAUGAGCAAAGGGAAAACAGUGAUGGAAGAGAGACAGCAAAACGGGUGGCUAACAGAAAUGGAGGGGUCGGUGAAUCUGGUUCUCAAAAGAGUAGUUUAGAAGCAGGAAGGAGGAACAUUUCUGGCAACCAUAAAGUUAACAGCACGAGAGAGGUGUUACAAGUAGAAAUUAGAAAGUUGUUGAUGGAGAAGGCAAAGAAGGACAUUUCCAAGAGGGUUAAGGAAUGGAGCAGUGUGCCUUCUGUACUAAAGACUUCAGAAAAGGAUAUCAAGAAGGAAAGAGAAAAGCAGAAGGCUACUAUGAAUGGUGCAAAAGCUGACGCAAAAGAAUGUCUAGAGUUUCUGGAUUCCAAGAGCAGAGCUCACACCACUGAGCCUUCACCAAUCCACGCUGAUGAUGAUCCAGAUACAAACAUCAGUGAUCAGCUAGCAAUGAGUGUUCCGGAUCCAGACUUUCAUGAUUUUGACAAGGAUCGCACGGAGAAAUCGUUUGGUGAUAACCAGAUUUGGGCUGCUUAUGAUAAUGAUGAUGGGAUGCCUCGGUAUUAUGCCAUGAUCCACAGUGUGAUAUCACGGAAGCCUUUCAAAAUGCGGAUUAGUUGGCUUAACACCAAAAGCAACCGUGAAUUGGGCCCAUUAAAUUGGAUUGGUUCUGGAUUUUACAAGACCAGUGGAGACUUCUGGAUAGGUAAGCAUGAAACCAAUGAUUCUCUUAAUUCCUUCUCUCACAAGGUGAAGUGGGUGAAAGGUGCAAGAGGGGCCAUUCAAAUAUAUCCCGGAAAGGGAGAUGUUUGGGCUCUUUAUAAAAACUGGUCCCCCAAUUGGAAUGAGCAUACGCCGGAUGAAGUCGUACACAAAUAUGACAUGGUUGAAGUUCUUGAGGACUACAAAGAGGACAAAGGGGUUACCGUUGCUCCUCUUGUUAAAGUUGCUGGUUUCAAGACAGUGUUUCGCCAGCAUCCUGACCCAAGCAAAACCAGGACAAUUCCAAGAGAGGAGAUGUUUAGGUUUUCUCACCAGGUACCUUCAGUUCUGCUCACAGGUCAAGAAGGUCAGAGUGCUCCUGAGGGUUGCUGGGAGCUUGAUCCUGCAUCUACUCCUUUGGAGCUACUUCAGGUAUUAACAAAAGUUCAGCUGGAUGCAAUGAUGGAGACUGCUGAAAAAGAUGAGGAAAAAUAUUCAUAUGGGGAUAUGAAAAAAUCCAAUGAAGAAGAUUUCAUUGAAAAUGUCAACAGAGUUGAGGAAAAAGGUGUGGGGGGAGAGGCUGCUAGGGAAGAUGUAGCUUAUGCUAGGAAGAAUAAGGGGAAGGAAACAAAUGAAAGCACAGUGAUGGUGUAUAAACGGAGGAGAUGA